Molecule: messenger RNA, 336 nt
Organism: Kuraishia capsulata CBS 1993
Lineage: Eukaryota; Fungi; Ascomycota; Pichiomycetes; Pichiales; Pichiaceae
Exons: 2
Coding region: 1-336 (111 amino acids)
Source: RefSeq, a predicted model, not a curated record
AUGAGCGCCAUUAGAAAAGACUUUUCUGUCACAUAUAAAGCCAACAUUGUGGCGAAUAUAAACACAUUUCAUCAUAUCCACGACUUGACGUCGUUAGUGCUUGGGUCGUCCUCGGGUAUUCUCCAGCUGGAAUCGUACCAUGGACUGAUAUAUUUUCUGGUGACAAACAUCAUUGUUACUUUGGCCUUUUUUGUGGUGAUUUUAAGUGGCAAUUUGAAGCUGAUACCGAAGUAUUACGAAAAGGGCUUGCCAGGCCUGGUGUUCGAGGGACUUUCCAGAUCGCUGGCGGGAUUCUUUAUGAUGUGGUGUUUGACCACUGCGUUGAUAUCUACAUGA